GCACCUAACCAUUUCAAAGUCGUUUCAGAUCUACCGUUAAACCCCCGAUCCCUAUUUCUGCAAUAUUCAACAUAUUUGUCUGCCCAGCAAAAUCAUUUGUCCCAUUGGUUUUGGACCAACAGCAACCCUACGAGUUUCUGCAAUGCGAUGCCUUCAUUGAAGGCUCCACCCUCUACAGCACAAUUCAAUUUCCAGAUUGAAACUACUGCUUGAUGGCAGCAUGGUGUGCUGAUGCCCGCUGUCAUUCUAAUAAUUUUAAAAUCCCUAAAACCCUUACUGCUGAAUUUUCAUUUGGCCGUUCCUUUUUUGUCCUUUUCAUUUGAAUAAAUCUGAAACGUCCAUAUGAAUUCCACCAAUCUAGAAUUUCAAAAUUAGCUACUUAAAAUUUGAAUUUUGAAUUUGAAUUUUGAAAUUGUAAUGGACUGAAUCCAACCGUUGAUGAGUUAUCGCUUCAGCUUACAGCACAUUUCCACACAUUCACACCAAUCCGAUCCCGCUUUCAUUUCAAACAAAUUAAACCACAGUUGCCUAGUUGCUAUAAAUAUUCCUCCGUCCCCACAACCUUUUCUCUCAAUUAUUUCUCUGUUUUUCUCUCUGGUUUUUUUGUCGAUCGAAGAUGCGAGAGAUUCUGCACAUCCAAGGAGGCCAGUGCGGCAACCAGAUCGGUGCCAAAUUCUGGGAAGUGGUAUGCGCCGAGCACGGCAUCGACGUGACCGGACGGUACCAAGGGGAUUCGGAGCUUCAGCUAGAGAGGAUUAAUGUGUAUUACAACGAGGCUAGUUGUGGGAGGUUUGUGCCGAGGGCGGUCCUUAUGGAUCUUGAGCCAGGCACCAUGGAUAGCAUCCGAUCCGGGAUGUACGGUCAGAUUUUCCGGCCGGAUAACUUUGUUUUCGGUCAAUCUGGUGCCGGGAACAACUGGGCUAAGGGGCAUUAUACAGAAGGGGCGGAGUUGAUCGACGCGGUGCUUGAUGUUGUUCGAAAGGAGGCAGAGAACUGUGAUUGCUUGCAGGGUUUCCAGGUGUGCCAUUCUCUAGGAGGUGGAACUGGAUCUGGCAUGGGUACUCUUUUGAUUUCAAAGAUCAGGGAGGAAUACCCUGAUCGAAUGAUGCUUACUUUCUCUGUUUUCCCCUCUCCCAAGGUCUCUGAUACGGUGGUAGAACCAUACAACGCAACCCUAUCUGUCCAUCAAUUGGUUGAAAAUGCAGAUGAGUGUAUGGUUCUUGAUAAUGAAGCUCUUUACGACAUUUGCUUCCGAACCCUCAAGCUUACCACUCCAAGCUUUGGCGAUCUGAAUCAUCUGAUUUCUGCAACAAUGUCUGGAGUGACCUGCUGUUUGCGUUUCCCGGGUCAGCUGAAUUCUGACCUUAGAAAACUUGCCGUAAAUCUCAUCCCAUUCCCUCGGCUCCACUUCUUCAUGGUGGGUUUUGCGCCUCUCACCUCCCGUGGUUCCCAGCAGUACAGAGCCCUGACAGUGCCGGAACUGACACAACAAAUGUGGGAUUCAAAGAACAUGAUGUGUGCAGCUGACCCACGACAUGGCCGGUAUCUGACAGCAUCCGCCAUGUUCAGGGGCAAGAUGAGCACCAAGGAAGUUGAUGAACAGAUUCUCAAUGUCCAGAACAAGAAUUCUUCCUACUUUGUGGAAUGGAUACCAAAUAAUGUAAAAUCAACAGUCUGUGAUAUCCCACCUACAGGCCUGAAGAUGGCAUCAACCUUCAUCGGGAACUCAACAUCCAUACAAGAAAUGUUCCGCAGGGUGAGCGAGCAGUUCACAGCUAUGUUCAGAAGGAAGGCCUUCUUGCACUGGUACACAGGCGAAGGUAUGGACGAGAUGGAGUUCACAGAAGCAGAGAGCAACAUGAAUGAUUUGGUAGCCGAGUAUCAGCAGUACCAAGAUGCCACAGCCGACGAGGAGGGAGACUAUGAGGAUGAAGAGGAAGAAGAACUCCAUGACAUGUGAUGUUGAAUUAGGCGGUUCUGUGUUUACUCCCAGUUGCCGGUCUCUGUUAAGAGAAUGGGUUAUUCUGGGUUAGCUGUAUGACGACAUAUCAUUCCAACAAUGUUUUUGAUUUUGCUUCUUUUCUUUAGGGGCUUGCUGAGAAAAGAGUAGUAUUUAUAUUUGAUAUAUAAGCAGUCAACUAUUGGGAUGGAUC
Messenger RNA from Vitis vinifera (wine grape), 2153 nucleotides. RefSeq names its product tubulin beta-2 chain. Gene Ontology annotation, biological process: microtubule cytoskeleton organization; mitotic cell cycle. Bases 617 to 1960 code for a protein of 447 amino acids. The transcript is spliced from 4 exons. NCBI's taxonomy places the organism in Eukaryota, Viridiplantae, Streptophyta, Magnoliopsida, Vitales, Vitaceae. Gene Ontology annotation, cellular component: microtubule; cytoplasm. The record is from RefSeq and is a predicted model, not a curated record. Gene Ontology annotation, molecular function: GTPase activity; GTP binding; structural constituent of cytoskeleton.